AAGUGCGCUUCCCCUGAGCAAGCAGAGGUGCGUCCAGUGCAGUCCGCUGGCAUCGGUGGACUUCUAGUGCGUGGCGACUGAAGCCGAGCAGGCUGCCCGGUGCAAAAUCACCAGUUUGCACAGAGUUUGAUAAGGUGGGGGCUUUUGAGCACGCAUGUUUGUUUGUUUUUCCUUCUGAGCUGAAAUCAAAGUUUGGAAUUACUGCAAUUUUUCGAAAGUAAGCGCACUUUCGCUGACUGUAUGAAAUAGCUCUGGACACCUGGAGCUCUUUGUAGGGACUCGCUUGCCAUUUAAUAUGACCGCCGAGGCGCAUUCGCAUUUGGGACUGCAGAAAAACCCCAUGGAUUUCGUCAGCGACUUCGACUUGAUGAAGUUCGGCGUUAAGAAGGAGGCGAUGCAGGGGAUAGACCGCUCCUUCAUCGGGCCAUGCAGCCAGCUCCAGAGACCGGACUCUGUUUCCUCCACCCCUGGCAGCACGCCUUGUACCUCGGUACCCUCCUCACCAAACCUCAAUCCAAAUGAACAGCGAAAUAACCCCGGGGGCGACCAGUUCUGGAUACCCAACAAUGGGGGUUACCCUCAACCAAUGUACCCUCAAGCUUUUGGUCUGACACCCGAGGACGCAAUGGAGGCCCUAAUCGGCGCCACGGCGCAGCAGGGACACCCAUCUGUGCCCCACGGCCACCAUCAGCCACCUUUCCAAGCUGAAUACGAAGGGUACGGCCACCUCAACGAGCCUGUCCAGCACUACCCGGGACUCCCGGGUCACCCCGACAUGCAAGGCAUCCCCAGCAGUCAUUGCCAAGACCCUUAUCUCAAAGAUGACAUGAGUUGCGCGUCCCCUCAGUCGCCGGAGGACCAGGUCCUCGGUGCGCACCACCAGCACAGCCGCCACGACAGGCGAUCCAACGCCGAGAACCACUUCUCAGACGACCAGCUGGUGUCCAUGUCCGUCAGGGAGCUCAAUCGGCUCCUCAGAGGCCUCGGCAAGGACGAAGUGAUGCGUCUGAAGCAGAAGCGCCGGACCCUGAAAAACAGAGGUUACGCACAGUCCUGCCGUUACAAGCGUGUCCAGCAGAAACACGUUUUGGAGCACGAAAAGACAAACCUUGUGACACAGGUUGAGCAGCUGAAACAUGAACUAAACAGACUGAUGCGGGAGAGGGAUGCAUACAAACUUAAAUGUGAGAAACUGUCCGGUGCAAACUGUUACCACGAAACUGGGUCUACCAGUGACAACCCUUCCUCACCCGAGUAUUUAAUGUGAGUUUGUUAAUAUCUUGCAGAACAGAUUUUUUUUUCCAUGGGGAGGCACAAGGUUGACAGCUCGCCUUGCUAUAUCACUUAAAUAAUUGUAAUAGAUACAACUAGGCAACAUGUUAUUAAUGGAAAAUUACAAUGAAGCAUGCAUGCAGGACAUGUAUGAGAUGUUUUUAUUCUAUACAGGCAUAUCUGUAUUUUGUGUGAAAGGAGAUACUUGAAAUCAGAGAAUAUUCCUUUUUUAUUAAACUUUAGUCCUUGUGCUUCAGUUACUCCUCAAUCUUGAUUUUGGUGAUUUUGCUUUGCUUAGUUUUUGUAGCUCAAAUUAUAAUUUGUGUUCAUGCUUCCUUAAAGUAGAAAUCAUACGGAAAAGAAUUAUGCUAGAAGUUACAUUUCUAUUAUUUUUAUGAAGCUGAUUCUGCUGGACAGAUAUGUUCCUUAUUUGCUUUUCUUUUUAAGAUAAUAUAUGAUUAUGCAAAUUGUUUUUCAUCCACUAUGUCUUUAAUUUGCUAUGGAUCAAUAAACCUAUUGUGACUUUUUAAAA
Etheostoma cragini (Arkansas darter) is the source of this 1804-nucleotide messenger RNA. RefSeq names its product v-maf avian musculoaponeurotic fibrosarcoma oncogene homolog Bb (gene mafbb). Gene Ontology annotation, biological process: regulation of transcription by RNA polymerase II. Gene Ontology annotation, cellular component: nucleus. Bases 296 to 1267 code for a protein of 323 amino acids. The transcript has a single exon. The record is from RefSeq and is a predicted model, not a curated record. Lineage: Eukaryota; Metazoa; Chordata; Actinopteri; Perciformes; Percidae. Gene Ontology annotation, molecular function: DNA-binding transcription factor activity, RNA polymerase II-specific; RNA polymerase II cis-regulatory region sequence-specific DNA binding.